AUGGACACCGAUGAUAUCGAUAAUAUGCUCAUUCGUCAACUGUCCUGUUUGGGAACCAGCGAUAAGGAGGUGUUAGUAAAGCAGUUUCAAAGCAUUCUUGGAGAUGUUUCGCUUUCACCGGAACUAUGUGCAUUUUUUCUGGAUAUGUCGAAUUGGAAUCUCCAAGAUGCUGUAGGUGCUUAUUACGAUCAUGGUCACUCUAAUAAUGUUAAUGAAAUUGGCGUUGACUUGCCUUUACUCAACAUGCAACUUGUAAGAGACGUCACCAUAGGGGAGGGUGAAUCUGUUCCCCCGAAAACGCGCUUUGUAAAAUCUUGGCGGGUCAGAAAUACUGGCGGAGUCCAUUGGCCUCAGGGAACCGCUCUGUGUUUUGUUGAUGGUACCCCUCUUUCAUGUGAGCGAAGAGUACCAGUUGCUUGUCUCGGUCCAGGGGGCGAGGCAGAAUUGAAUGUGGAGAUGAUCAGCCCAUCAACUCCGGGAAUUUAUCAAAGUCGUUGGCAGCUAAACACUCCUCAAAGUGUCCCGUUUGGUGAGCCCAUCUGGUGUAUAAUUGCUGUGGAUAGUGACGGAAUUUUGGAUAUCACUCAGCAGCUAGCUAGUGCCCCCCUUGGACGUGCAAAUUCACCUUCUGGAUACAAUCCAUUUCAAACUUCCUCACCCAUCCAUACGAUGGCUGAUGAUUUCAUGGACAUGAAUGUCAACGACAGGAUUGCUAUGCGUCUCGCUCAUUACGACUGCUCCAGCCCGGUUACCAUUCCCCAUGGUGACGGCACUGAUAACCCCCCAUGCACACCAUGUACGCCUCCCCAUGAAGAUCGUGAAUAG
This is a messenger RNA of Strongylus vulgaris, 825 nucleotides long. The record is from the annotation of a GenBank genome assembly. Lineage: Eukaryota; Metazoa; Nematoda; Chromadorea; Rhabditida; Strongylidae.